AUGGCAGCUAUUAAUGAGAGUCACCCUGGAGAAUUCAUUCUACUAGGCUUUGCCGACCAACCCUGGGUAGAGCUUCUUCUAUUCAUUCUUCUUCUGAUAACAUACCCUAUGUCCAUAAUAGGAAAUAUCACCAUUAUCCUGGUGUCCAAAUUAGACCCCCAUCUCCACAGUCCCAUGUAUUUCUUCCUCACAAAUCUCUCCUUUCUAGACAUUUGUUACAGCACCAGCGUUGUCCCACAGAUGCUAUUUAACCUGGGGAACUCCAAGAAGACCAUCAGCUACAUGGGGUGUGCAGUUCAGCUGUACUUCUUCAGCACAAUGGGAACCACAGAAUCUCUGCUCUUGGCCCUUAUGUCUUUUGACCGCUACUUGGCCAUUUGCAGACCUCUGCACUACACCCUCAUCAUGAAUCACUGCUUUUGCAUCUUACUGGUAUCCAUGGUGUGGCUGUGCGGAGCAAUCUAUGCAGUCUUUGAGGUCACUGUCGUACUACAGAUGCCCCUGUGUGGCAACAAUAAACUGGAUCAAUUGUUUUGUGAGAUUCCAGUUCUAAUAAAGAUUGCCUGUGGUGAAAAGGAAGCUGCUGAGUUUGUCCUCCCUGUAGCAUGCAUUUUUAUAGCAGUUAUUCCUCUAUGCUUAAUUUUUGCUUCCUAUGCUAGUAUUGGCCACACUAUGUUGCAGAUAAAAUCUUCUGAAGGAAGGACAAAGGCCUUGGGCACAUGUUCCUCCCAUCUCGUUGUGGUGUUCUUAUUUUAUGGCCCAGGAAUGAGCAUGUACCUUCAGCCUCCAUCCUCCAUCUCUCGGGACCAGCCCAAGUUUAUGGGUCUCUUCUAUGCUGUAGUGACUCCUACUCUCAACCCCUUCAUCUACACCCUGAGGAAUAAGGAUGUCAAGGGGGCAAUAGGAAAACUGGGGAGAAGCUUCUUCUGUUUCAAGUGA
Molecule: messenger RNA, 939 nt
Organism: Dipodomys ordii (Ord's kangaroo rat)
Lineage: Eukaryota; Metazoa; Chordata; Mammalia; Rodentia; Heteromyidae
Product: olfactory receptor 2B11-like
Exons: 1
Coding region: 1-939 (312 amino acids)
Biological process (GO): G protein-coupled receptor signaling pathway
Cellular component (GO): membrane
Molecular function (GO): olfactory receptor activity; G protein-coupled receptor activity
Source: RefSeq, a predicted model, not a curated record